Molecule: messenger RNA, 7857 nt
Organism: Amoebophrya sp. A120
Lineage: Eukaryota; Dinophyceae; Syndiniales; Amoebophryaceae
Source: the annotation of a GenBank genome assembly
AGGACUGACAGACGCUGAAAAUUUGAGUUUUCAAUUGAAGCGUAAUCGACAAGUUGUGCACUAUCGCAAAGGCUCAUGAACAAGCUACACAGUGGUAUUUGCUGCUAGUGUAUUAGCCACUCAUAAUUUAUUCAGUAGUUUUUACCCGGGCGUGCGAACCAGACCGCGAAGUUACUUAAGUAAGUAGAAAGAUCGCCGUUUGUUUUGCCUUUUUCAAUUUGCGAACGACUGGAGAAGCAUAUAGUACGCAACGGAAUUGUUCACCGCGGCUGUUGUCUUCGAAAAAACUUGCGCAAGACCGAAGCCCAACGGUUCCGUCGAACUACCUGAACAGCAUCUUCGUUUAAAAAAUGGUGGUCGUUAGGAGUGCUACAACUUCCCUACUUGCACUGCAAGUAGGAACGACAAGCAUAAUCCCUCUGGUUGUCGUUGCUCACGCCCUUUCUGCUGGACGCACUCGCAGCACUUCUCCCAGUGGUCUUCUGCAGAAGAAGCCGAGAAGGGGCACGAACCUGCUGCAGAGAGGGCGGAACGGAGCCGAAACUGCGGGCGCGGAAGAUGUUGCCGUACUGGAAGUCGAAAAAGCGACAAUCGUUGGUGACGAGAUUCACCAUUUGCAAAGCGCGACUUCUCUGUCGUCCUUGACCACUGAGGAUAUUAAGGCGCUGGCGCAAGAAGAUGAAACUGGAAGAAAACCCGCCUCUUCAGAAGAUUGUGACGGGGCUAGGAGUUCAUUCUCUUCUGCUUCCGGAACAACCACAAGGAACGUUGUCACUUUGGACUUGCAGGAUGAGGCGGGGGAAAAGUUUCUGCAGAUGAAAGAUGCUGACAGGAUGUUGAAACAGGAUAAAAAAAGCCGAACCGCCGGGCAAUCAUCUUCUGCAUCUAUGGACGAAAGAACGACAACUCUGGAAACAUCUGCAGACGAAGAAGAUCUUCAGCAAGUAGAACCAAAUAAACAGGAGCGCACGGGCGAGACGAUUCGGUCAGUCCGGGUGACGCACAUUCCUGCCGGCAUGAAGAAACCGUACGAGAGCUCGAUUCCCAGUUUGUUUUUCCACCACUCGGCCUUUGUGCAGAUGGAGCGGAGUGAAGCCGAGCAGGACAUUGCAGUGGGGAAUGCGUGGGAAAAUGGGACGAGUGACGAUGUUCUCGCAGGAGCAUCGUUUUUCGAGCACAGCGCGACGAAAAGUAGGAAGACGAAACAUGCUCUGGCUGAACAGCAAGAGGAACGGAAAGAAGAGUCUCGAAAGGAGAAAACCGAGCAGAAACAGGUACAACCGCAGUUCCCACAGGGGCAAGCUGCUCAGCAAGGCGUAAACCAGUUUGGCGCUGGAGCUGCGCAGCAGUCGCAAAACAUCAACCAAUUUGGACAACAACAGCAGCAACUACUGCAGGCCUCUUCGACGAACGCAAACGCGAAUGCUAGGCUGCAAACGCAAACGACGAACGCAAACGCAAACGCAAACCCGUUCAGCGCCCCCGCGUUGCAACCACCGCAGUCGGGCGUCCGGUUGACUCCGCCCGAGGGGCGGGUGAACGCCUGCAUGGACGAGGUUCCCUGGGUCGACACGCGCCUGAGCCAGCAGGAGCAGCUGCACCACGCUUUCCACGUGACGUUUUUCGCUCAAGCGGGGCACUGCGGCCACGGCGAGGAAAUUCGGAGUCAGGCGUGUUGCCGCCAGGCUGGGGAGCAUCUCUUCGGGGAAGCGGUCGCCAACAACAUUGUCGCGAACAACUUCAUGAUCCACCAGGGCCCGAACCUGCGCGGGUGUUGGUACCAGCAGGGCCCGGACGCGGGAAAACAGCUGUUCUGGAAAACCGUGGGCGACCCCCGGGACUUGAGACACAACCACGGACCUUAUUUGAGGGUAUUAAGCAUGAAGUAGAUGCUGAUUUGAAAAUUUUGAUUUGAACAGAAACUGCGGACGCGUUACUUAAGUAAGUUCUUUGAAAACAGGUAGCGCUAUCAUCAAUAAUGCUAGUUGUACUUCUCCCCGAAAAUAAAGAAUUUCCACUUUCGUCCUGCUCUCUUUUGAUAUCCAACCCGCUCUACUAGUACCUACGUCUGGAUCUGUAAGAUGAACUAAAAACUACCCUUCCAGGUGUGCAAAGUUUUCCACGCGCCGCUGCACCACCCGCCGAUUUUCUACCCGCUUAUGUUUCUGCUCGUGGCCCUGGUCGUGUCGGUUUGUGUGUCCUACACGGGGAAGCUGAUCAACGGGUUUUUGCCGCCCUCGCUUCUCCUGGUGCUUUUCGGCUUUGCGACCAACUUCCUGGGCUACCUCUCUGGCCCCGAGUCCGAGAUUGGUUACCUGGUCGAGCAGGCCAGUCACUGCGACCCGCACGUGAUCUUUUGGCUGUUGUUGCCCAUGCUGCUGUACGAGGACGGAAGCGGCUCCGAUUGGCGCGUCCUCCGGCCGAUCUUCGUCAACGCAGUGAUUCUCGCCGUUCCGGGCGUGGCGAUCUCCUUCCUGAUCAUGGGCUGCUUGAUUCGGACGACCUUUCCCCUGCCCCCGAUCGAGGAACUGCACCCGGAGCACGUGUAUCAAAUGUAAAAAUGUCUGGGUCUGGAAGAGUCCGAACUUGUGAUGCUGCAUUUGGAUUCCAAAAAGAUCUGUAUUGCAUGACCAGCAAAGGGAGUGCACUUUUGGCUACGCGCAGAGGGCAUUUGUCAUGCGGAAUAGGCAUCAUGAAGCCCUCAAAAAGUCUGUGAUGCUACGGCAUGCAUUACAGACAUCGUGGUGGCCCAUGAAAAACGUGCAUGGCAAGUCUCAGAAUCUUCCAGACCCAGACACGUUUGCAUUUGAUAACGUGUGGAUCUGCUUCUGGAACCAAGCCACCGGGCAAAUGACGACGCAGGAGCGGAGCUUCAGCCCCGAAGACCCGCGGCGGUUCGCGCUGCGGCCGGUGAUCCAACCGAACGGGAGCACGCAGAUGCAGAUGGUGCGGCGGAGUCCGCAGGAGUGGCAGACCCUGUACGUGAACAGGCCCUGUCAGGUGCCGCCGAACCCGAACGGCGGCGCCGUGGUGAUCCCCGACCCCACCAGUCGGGUGGACGGGGCCUGGCCCUGGAUGAUCUCCUUUCUACUCGGUGCCAUCCUGUCCGCGACCGACCCCGUGGCCGUGAUUGCCGCGCUGAAGCAGCUCGGCGCGCCGGCCAGGCUGAGUUUGCUCGUCGCGGGGGAGGCGUUGCUGAACGACGCGACCGGGGUUGUGUUCUUCAACCUGUUCUGGGAACUCGCCUCCACCGAGGCGGACUUCGACCCGGCGUACGCACUCUGGGUGUUCUUCCGGCUCGCGUGCCUCGGUCCGGUGGUCGCGUGCCUCGGGAUGGGCGUGAUGCACGGUGUGUUGAAGGUCACCAACCACAUCGAGGUGAAAAACUUCCUCUUCAUGACCGUGUUUGUGGUGUUUUUCCUGUUCUUCUUCUCCGAGCAAACGAUCAUCGGGGUCCCGCUCUUACCCGUGUCCGCGGUGCUGGCCGUGGUGGUUUUCUCGUUCUACGUGGCGGCCAUCGGGCAGAACAUGAUCUUGUUGAACGGGGGGGAGCACUUGUCCCACGCGCACCACGAGGUGAUCGGCUUCAUCGCGGGGGUGUGCAACGACACCAUUUUCUACGUCGCGGGCGUGGUGAUGGCGAGAUACUUGUUCUUUUCCUCCAUGCUCAGCUCCGACUGGAUGUUCCUGGGCAUUUGCUACCUCUACUGCCACCUCGCCCGGGGCAUCGCGAUGUUCUCGCUGAUGCCGGUGAUGAACUUCUUCGGGUUUGGCGUUUCCUGGAAGGAGGGCAUCAUCGGGGUGUUCGGGGGCCUGCGCGGGGCGGUCGGGCUCGCGAUGGCGCUGCAGGUGGCCAUGGACCACGGGAACAGCCCGUUGGACCUGGGGUUCCGACUCCGCAUCGGGUUCCACGUGUCGGGCAUCGCGUUGCUCACCCUGUCGAUCAACGGCGUGGUGUUCGGGAAGGUCUACAAUGCGUUGAAGCUGUACCCGCCGGCCAUCCAGCCGAGUCAAACGAAAAUGCUGAAGUGCGCGACGCUGGCGGAGGGGAUCAUCUUCGAGCGGCUGCAGGAAAUGAAGUCCCACUGGCUCUUCUGCAACAUCUCCGCGGAGGCGAUCCUCGGGCUGGUGCCCUACGCAUUGCAAAAGUAUCGUACUCGUGUAAAUGCAUCACAAAUUUCCUCAGCAUGAGAAAAAAAAUUUGUAAUGCGGAUUUAGCUUAAGAACAAGACUUGUAAUGCAUGAUUGCAAUACAACGAGUGCGAUACUUUUGCACAGGAUAUGCACCGGAUCUCGGACAUGCUGGCAGACGCGGCGGGCCAGGAGUACGGAGGAGGACACGGCGGCAAUAAUCCAUCUACGAGGAACCACGAGUUGCAGGACGACCUCCUGAACGCGGUGCAGGGGGGGCGCCCGGCGCAGAAGCAGUACAGCCACACGAUGAUGGAGGCUAUGCACCACCUGCACCACGAGUUCCACGGCAGCGCGUACUACGAGAAACAGUUUGUGCAACUGUCGAAGGGGUGGAAGGCGGAAGACUUCCGGUGGGAACAGUGCUACGGCCUCACCUCGUUCAUCAUUCCCUCGGCCUCCGAGUCCUUCGCGCAGCGGAGUGAGGACGGCGCCGCCUGGCUGCAGGCGGGGUUCGGCCAGGACUACUCGAUCAUCAUCGACAUCUUUUUCGGCGCGGUCACGGGCUCGCUGCAACGGUUGAAGCGGGAGCGGUGCAGCAUGGCGGUGUGGCCCGCGGACGAGAUCAGCGAGGCUUUGGAAUUUACGCACGAAGCCAUGCAGGGCGUGCUGCGGUCGGACAACAGUCUGGACGGCACGGUUUCGCCCGUCAUGAAGAUGUUUUUCAAGGAGAUGCCCAUGCAGAUCUGGACCGAGUCGCCGGAGAUCCAGGAGAAGUGGGCGUUGGAAGUGGGGUUUUGCAAGCUCUUCCACCGGCUGUUCGGCACCGAGGUUCCGAUGGACGCCAACACGGGGUCCGUCGAGGGCGGCGACUUUGCGCAGUUCGAGCACAUAUCAAAUGCAAAAGUGUCUGGGUCUGGAAGAAUGCGCGAUUUGUCAUGCAGCUUUUCCAUGACCCAUGAGGUCUGGAAUGCAGCACCUAGCAUGACAGACUCUGCGCGAUCUCUCUCAUGCCUAUCCUGCAUGAGAAACUUCCUCCCAACUUGGACAAAACUGGGCGACUUUUGGCAAUCAUGCAACACAGAUUUGCAAAACGCGGUGCAUCAGAUUUGCAUGACAAGAUUUGCAUGCUUCAGAUUUAGCAUGACAAGUUGCAUCCUUCCAGACCCAGACAUUUUUACAUUUGAUAGCACAAGGGGCGAACCCUCCUGUUCUGGUGUCUGCUGAUGGAAUAUGACAGUGCACAACUCCCCCUCUCCCUCAUUUGUCAUGCAAAAUACCCAAUCUACCCUUUGCCUCUUGGCACUGUUUGCAUGACAAGUUCUGGUAGCCCAAAUAGCACUACAAUCUAGUGUAAGUUUGUCAUGCAAAACCGGCAUUCUUGCUGAUGCUUGUAUUGCCGUUUAUGCUAUACAAAUGAGGGGGAGCGGGAGUUGUGCACUGUCAUAUGGAAAAUACAAGGGCCUCCUUGCAACCUAUCGUCGCGGUCGGGAUUGGGGAAAACUCGUCCUCAAGCUCGAGCAAGUUCGCUUCGGCGCAACGCAGCAGCGGGCGUGCGCGGGAAAACAGCCGCAACUCCGCGCAGAGGGCGAGCAACCGGCCGUCGGAUCAGAAAGGGCCGGCAAACAAAGGUCCCAUGGGAGAGGGCGAAGGGCGCGGCGGAUCUGGUGCAUCUGGGAGCAUCGAAGCUGGAACCAGCAGCAGCUCGGGUGACGAAAGUACUACACAAGAACAUCUUCAAAACCGAGCUUUUCGGACUGGCCAGACGCGGGAGGAUUUGAUUGCUGAGUAUCACGCAGCGAUGCAAGAGGAUGAGGAGGAUGUUGAGGAGAGCGCGGCAGAUAGUUAUGACAAUUUCUACGAGGACGAAGCUCUUCACCAGCAUGCUGAUCCGGCACUGCUCGACGAUAGCGGAACAAGCAGAAGUAGCGGCACAAGCUCAACGUCGUCGGCGAGUAGCAACAAUUCUACCGCGCGAUCAUCUUCGAGCAGCUUGGAAGAAGAGAACCUUGGAACAGCUACAGCGAAGAAUGCGUCCAGAACCAAUAAUUUCAAAAGCCGCAGCAGAAAUUAUCGGGAGACUAUUCCCGCCUUCUUCUCCAUCUUCUCCUCGUCAUCUCAGUCCUCUUCGGGGUCGGAGAACGAGCGCAGUGAAGAUUUAAAUACCAAUACGCAACGAAGUAGAUCUUCCCCUGCACAAGCACAACUAGCAUCUUCGAGAAACCAAAAUCACGUGAGGAAGAGCGCGCCAUUCCAUUUGUUCAAACAGGGUGCAGCUGCAGAGGGUGCUAGUACAACCACGGAUGUUGUUGAAACAAGAACCCGGCUGCAAAAGAACCUCGUCCACAAUUCUACUUACUCUCGUCCCUCCACCGCUUCGGACGGCGACCUCGAGGAGUUCCUCCAGCAGGACGUCGAGAAAGCGCGUCGUGGGCUCUUUUUCGACGGCGCGCACGAGAUGCCGUCGACCCAGAACGACCAGCGGUCGGGCAACACGAGUGGGCGGGCGAGCCAGCAGGCCGUCCCGCAGGCGGCGUUGGCGCAGUUGGACGUGAGUUUGCGGCGGAUUCUGUACGCGACGUAUCAAAUGUAAAAAUGUCUGGGUCUGGAAGAAUGCAACUUGUCAUGCGAAAUCUGAAGCAUGCAAAAAUCUGUAUUGCAUGAUUACCAAAAGUCGUCCAGUUUUGACCAAGUCGGAAGGAAGUUUCUCAUGCAGGAUCGGCAUGAGAGAGAUCGCGCAGAAUCUGUCAUGCUAGGUCCUGCAUUCCAGACCUCAUGGGUUAUGGAAAAUCUGCAUGACAAAUCGCGCAUUCUUCCAGACCCAGACAUUUUUACACUUGAUACGACGCGGGUGUUACUCAUCAAGGCGGUGUUUGAGAAGUACCCGCGCGUCGGCCGGGUCUGGCUGCACGCCAUCGUCACCGAAGCGCUCACGCAGGACCUGUACAAACAGCUGGAGCUGUCCGCGACCUCGGGGCUGCUCACGGAGAAGGAGCUGGGGCUCUUCCACGACAACGUGUUCCACGCGGUCACCCACGCGAUCCAAAACUACCGGCAGAUGCGCGGGCUGGACACCUUCGCGGCCAUCGACAGCAAAGACGCGCCCCCCGGCUACCGGGGCCCGCCGAUCGGGCCGAUCCACUUCGAUUUGGGCGGGGAAAAGAACCGCCGCCAAGAAGCCCGGGACGUGCGGAAGAGGCUGCGGGGCCCGGGGAAGAACAGGAGAGAGCAGUUCACCGGCAACGGACAGAACACCGGGCAGAACAACAACGCCAGGGGGGCAAGUAAGUAAAAAUACUGGAGUUGAUGGCACUUCUAAGACUGCUCCUGCGAGGGACUGAUUUUGAAUGCAGGGCAUUCAUCUUGAGGCGGAUCUCUGUCAUCCUUUUGUGUUUUUCGAGAAAAUUGUCUUUUGUGUCCUCUUAUGAUUUUUUUUUUGCAUUUUGCUUUUACUUUUUCAUCUACGCCACGUGCGUCUUUUGUCAAAUUUUGUUUUCACACACAUUUUACACAAACAUUCAUUCACAUCAUGCGCCAAAGCGAGCGAGCAUUCGACUUCAAAAUUUUCAAUUUAGUCCUUUAUACACACACACAACACAACACAACCCAAGUCCGAAAAAACCUAGCCUCAUAACAGCCGCGCCCUUAUGGUAUAGAUCAACUGUUCGCCAUAGAGGAUCGGCGUUCAGCUGCUCUCGGGCUGGGGGAGGGAGUAGCACGCAGCAG